UAUAAAAGUUUAAAUAAACACACAUACGCGCGAACAUACAUAUACACAUAUACAUGUACAUCUUCAUACACAACUCAAGUCAAGAUCAAAACGCCUAAAUCAACAAACACUCAAUGUCGUUGUAUUAUUAACAAUCUGGUAACAUCGGCCGGAUCGUUGCCGUUACCCGCGCAGCAACAAAUCAGCAAAAACCAACAGCAAACGCAACAUUUUCUCAAAAUGCAACCAACCAAAUUGAACUACUACUACAACUACUACUACUACUGCUAUCGAGCGCAACGCACGCAUAUUAGCACCACUCGGCAGUAUUCAUCAACAACCCGCUGUUAUAUUGUGUACGCGUUAUUUUUAGAUUUGCGAAUUUCAUAAACAUAUAAAAAAUAAUAAUGAUUGUGGAUACCAUCGUUUUAUGUGUGGAGGAGUACGAUAAUGAAAAAAAGAAGAAAAAAAAAUAUACGUAUAAAUAUAUAUAAAAAAAAAAUAUCUAAAUAAAAGCACAUGAUACCAUUCCCCAUGAGAACGUACAUAAAAAACGUGCCUGUGUUAUCACAAUAUCAACAGCAGCAGCAACAACAACAACAACAACAAAUGAUAAAGAGAUAUUAUAGUGAAAGCAUUUCUACUAAAUAAAAAAAUUUCAAAAAAAAAAAGCGAAACAAAAAUUCAGCCAAAAAUUAGAGAAACACAUUUACAGCUACAACAACAACAACCAAGUGAUAAAAGUAUAACAAGAAUAAAAAAAAAAAAAGAAAAAAACAAGUAACAAAUAUCUUGUGCCAAAGAUAACUGCAGCAAAUUAGCUAUAAAUUAUCAUUCAUACAUUUAUAUAUAUGUAGAUAUAUAUAUAUAUAUAUAUAUAUAUGUAUAAGAACAACAUAUCAAGCCUAUGAGCCAAAUUUUCAAUUCUUUCUUUUAUCCCCUAAAACAACAAAAACUUUGGAAAACAAAAAAAAAUAUGUCCUUUCUCUUUGGAAUAUAUUAACAAGAAAACAUAUUGCCGCAGCUAAGCUUAAAGAUUUUCCGGUUCAUUAACACAAGAGAAAGAACCGAAAAUGGAUAGCGAAAAAUACUCUUUACGUCAGCGGCAGAAACGGAAACAUUUCUUAGCUAAUGCAUUGGAUAACCAGGAUUAUAAUAGUGAUAAUUCCUCUGAAUCAGGUCAGAAUGGACUGAAUUCUGUUAAAAAUUUUGCAAUUCACACAAACUCGAACGCAGGCAAGGCAAAAAGUAAAGCUGCCCCAUUAAGUAAAUAUCGUCGAAAAACUGCCAACGCCAGAGAGCGUACGCGCAUGCGUGAAAUUAAUACUGCUUUCGAAAAUCUCAGGCACUGCGUUCCAUCCUGCAUCACGAAUGAGGAUGCCGGAGCCACAAAUGAAAAACUAACGAAAAUUACAACAUUACGUUUGGCAAUGAAAUACAUACGUAUAUUAAGUGAAGCUUUAACAAAACCCGGUGAGGCCGAUUACGAAUUACUUUAUGAUUGCACACAAGCAAAAUUGUAUUCCCCGGCAACUAUAUCGACGACGGAAUUGGGUAAAGGUGAAAAAGAGAGCAAUGCGAAAAUUUGUACUAAACGUAAAGGAAAUAAAGUGAAAAUGAAAAAUAAUGCAGAAAAACAAAAAACCAACGUUACCCGUAAGAGUUUGACGAAACGUCAAACGAGUAAGAAACAAAAGCCAAUAGAUACUCAAAAUUAUUACACAUCACCCGCCUCUCUACGUUGCCAAGAGUCACCAUUAUCGAAUAUAUCCUCAGCUUACGCUUCAUUAAGUUCAGAUUUUUCGGCUUCUCCUUUAUCGAAUUCAUCGUAUGUCUAUGAGAAUCAAAAUGUGACAACUAAUUUUAUAUAUACGCCUAAUAAUCAUCAACAAAAUUAUCAAAAUCCUACUCACUACAAAACCGGAUCGGCAGAGAAUAACAAUUUAUUAUUGGAAUCGGACGGUGAAUCUCUUAAUCUUUCCGAAAGUUGCUUAAGUCCAUUGCAAACAGCCAAUCGUACCUGUUCAAAUACGGCAAACUCCUACGAGAACGCUAGCAAGGAACUAACAUCUUUAGAGAAUCCUUUAGAAUUGAGUUUGCGCCUAGUGGAACCGAUGCAAGACGAUUCAUUAACUUUUACAAUAGAUCAAGCCGAUCCACCUCCUUCUGCCUGCAUUAGCCCUUUAAUGGCACUCGAGCCCUUCAAUCCUUUCGAUCUAUUUCAUGCUGAUCUGGCAGAGCAAACCGCUUUAGAUUUAUUUCUUACCUGACCGUAAGAUAGUAGAAUAUGAAAAUAGAAAAAAACAGCAAAAAAAAAAAAAAAACUUAAUGGCCCAAGUUUCUAAGUUAAUGUUAAGAAAAAAAUUUGUUAAGUUUUGUUCACGUUUUCUUGGGAAACUUUCUAUUUAUUGUAUUGUGUUGUUUUUUUUUCUUUUUUUUUUUAAUUAAGCAUUUUGUUUGUUUGUUU
Messenger RNA from Glossina fuscipes, 2446 nucleotides. It is a transcript of the gene tx, whose product is annotated as helix-loop-helix protein delilah. The coding region runs from base 1053 to 2249 and encodes 398 amino acids. NCBI's taxonomy places the organism in Eukaryota, Metazoa, Arthropoda, Insecta, Diptera, Glossinidae. The record is from RefSeq and is a predicted model, not a curated record. The transcript has 3 exons. Gene Ontology annotation, molecular function: protein dimerization activity.